CGUAGUUUUCGUGAACCGUGAAAGUUUAGGCUGUUUGAGUGGAGGAUGACCGGGCUCGUGGGUGGUACCAGUUUUGGGCGGAUCACUGUCUACAGUCUGAUUCUUUUGAUAUUUUGGAAUUGGAAUCUGGUUUCGUAAAUGCUCUUCAGAUUGGUCUUCUUUGUUAUUGCGUGUCCUUCCCUUUUUCCACCACACAUGUCACUUUCAUUUGGCUGGCAAGAAUCGGUGGUAAUAUGGGAACUUCCCAAGGAGGAUGCCUUUUUUCUUUUUCUUUUUUUUCCAGUACUAGCGUCUGGAAAGGGUUCCUUUUUGUUUGAAUGUGCAAUUUGGCAGUUCUUUUAGUCGAUGGUCUACUCUAGAUUCAAGCUGGCGCUGGAGUGACUAGGUAACUUGGAAUAUGCUUGUCUACCUUGCCUCUUAUUGAAGCAUUUAGGAUGAACUGUAAGGCGUCUCUUCGGUAGCUUUGGUUAAUUAUCGGAACAAAGGAAUAUUAUUUGUCGCGAUAGAUCAGAAUAGGCCUCUUUCUGAGCAAGGCCCUUUUGAUAUUGUAUUACAUAAGUUUUUAGUAGCAAAGGACGCCAGAUGUAUAAUAAACGAUGUAAUCUGGCACUUUCCUGCGACAAUCUCAUAUAGCACGAUUACACAUAAUGGAGGCUGCUUUCAAACUUGAGCCGACAGUUUAGGCACAGUUCUGCUUUCUAUCUCAUUCCCAUAUUACACCUGUCAGGAAAGGAAUGGCGCCAGAUUCUCGAGGAUUACCGGCAAUCACACCCCGAAGUCACUGUACUUGAUCCUCCAGAUGCCAUACAACACUUGCAUAAUCGCCAGUAUAUGCUUCAAGAAGUUGCUGAUAUGAAUUUUUCUGAUUCAUAUGGCAAAGUUGGUGUUCCUAGGCAGCUGGUUGUUAAAAGAGAUGCUUCAUCCAUCCCUGAUGCUGUUAGUGGAGCUGGGCUGAGGCUUCCUCUUGUUGCAAAACCACUGGUGGCUGAUGGAAGUGCGAAAUCCCAUGAAUUGUCACUUGCUUAUGAUAGAUACUCUCUCCAAAAACUAGAACCUCCCCUCGUGCUUCAGGAGUUUGUCAAUCAUGGUGGUGUUAUGUUCAAGGUAUACAUUGUUGGGGAAGCAAUAAAGGUUGUGAGACGGUUCUCUUUGCCCGAUGUGAGUAGGAAGGAGCUGUCAAAAAGUGCUGGGGUAUUCCCUUUUCCAAGGGUUUCUUGCGCUGCAGCUUCUGCAGAUGAUGCAGAUCUGGACCCUAGUGUUGCAGAACUUCCUCCGAGACCUUUGCUCGAGAGAUUUGCAAAAGAACUUCGCCGUCGCUUGGGUCUUCGGCUGUUCAACUUGGAUAUUAUCCGAGAACAUGGAACCAGAGAUCAUUAUUAUGUCAUUGACAUAAAUUAUUUUCCAGGGUAUGGGAAAAUGCCAGAAUAUGAGCAUAUUUUCACAGACUUCCUCUUGAGCUUGGCACAGAGCAAGUACCGGAAAAGAUCUAGCGCUUAGUCUGAUUAGAAUUCAAACUCAGAUGAUGACGAAGAAUGUGCUUUUGCGCACCAGAUCUAAUGCUAAAGUCACUUCCUUGUACAGAGGCCUCGUGUAGUGAUCUGUGCCAGCAGUUGGGGGAGGAUACAUGUGAAAGUGAAAGAUGCCGACCUUCAGCUUCUGUAAUUACUGACUGGCUGGGGCAGAACGAUUCAUCAUGUACACAGUUUUCAUUCAUAUAACUUAACCGUUGCAGAGCUUGAAUGGCAUUCUCAACUCUAGAAAUGAAUAAGAAGUUGCUCUUUUUUUCUCUCCUU
Molecule: messenger RNA, 1793 nt
Organism: Syzygium oleosum
Lineage: Eukaryota; Viridiplantae; Streptophyta; Magnoliopsida; Myrtales; Myrtaceae
Product: inositol-tetrakisphosphate 1-kinase 3-like
Exons: 11
Coding region: 832-1497 (221 amino acids)
Biological process (GO): inositol trisphosphate metabolic process
Cellular component (GO): cytoplasm
Molecular function (GO): inositol-1,3,4-trisphosphate 5-kinase activity; ATP binding; inositol-3,4,5,6-tetrakisphosphate 1-kinase activity
Source: RefSeq, a predicted model, not a curated record